CUCACGGUUGACAUAAUUAUUAGGUUGGAGGGAGAAUAGAAAAUAGUGGAUGAUUUACAACAACUCCCCCUUCCCCUCCACCCCCACACGACAAAAUCAAAACCCUUGAUUUUGAUUUCUCCAGCGAAUCUACUUCUUCUGUUUUGAUUUGUGAAAAUCUCAGAAGAUCGUCAUCAUCAGGUCAACAGAAGUAUACAAGCAUAAUUUGGCAGAUAGAAUCAAGGGUAUUGGAGAUGUUAGGCCAAUUUGAUUUACUGAAUGAGGUUGUGUGAACAGUACUAGUUGCUUACAUUGAUUGGCAGAUAGAAUCAAGGGUAUUGGAGACGUUAGGCCAAUUUGAUUCUGGUAGUACGUUUCAAAUCUCUGGAUCAGUGAAUUCUGCCGCGUCUGCAAAAUUUUGCAGAGAACCUGAUCAUGGGGGAUUUACCGCGUCAUGUGGCUGCUUGCUUGCACAGUGGCAAGCUUGCAAUGUUGGCGAUUUUAGUGUCUGCUGGGAUUGUACUGCAAAUACUGGCGUGUGCUUUGUACAAUAACUGGUGGCCUAUGUUAACAAUGAUCAUGUAUGUGCUUCUGCCAAUGCCUCUGAUUUUCUUCUUGGGGUCUGACACUUCGUCUCUACUUAACAGUAGUGAGAGUGGCUGGGUUGGUGCAGCCAAGUUUUUGACUGGAUUCUCACUAGUUGGAAGCAUAGCAAUACCAACUAUCUUAAAGCAUGCAGAUGUUAUUGGUUGGGGAGCAUGGGCGAUGGUGCUUUCAUCCUUCUUCAUCUUUAUUUCAGCCAUUCUGUGCACUAUCCAAAUGAACAAUGAAGACGAGUACAGUAGCUUCUGAGAUAUAUGCAACUCCGACCUUUUCUUCAGGCUUUAUUUAUAGUGACAAGUGUGGUUAUUUAUGUGAAUGUCAUUCAAUUUGUUUAUAAAAACAGAGGAAAAAGCUGUUCAUAGAUUUAAUGAACGUCUUUGUACAGGAUUAUUAAUAUACAAGUAUUUUGCGCUUGAAAUUCUUUAGUUUUC
This is a messenger RNA of Papaver somniferum (opium poppy), 1013 nucleotides long. Its product is annotated as vacuolar protein sorting-associated protein 55 homolog. Gene Ontology annotation, cellular component: endosome. The transcript is spliced from 6 exons. Gene Ontology annotation, biological process: late endosome to vacuole transport via multivesicular body sorting pathway. Lineage: Eukaryota; Viridiplantae; Streptophyta; Magnoliopsida; Ranunculales; Papaveraceae. The record is from RefSeq and is a predicted model, not a curated record. The coding region runs from base 415 to 831 and encodes 138 amino acids.